This is a messenger RNA of Chaetomium globosum CBS 148.51, 249 nucleotides long. RefSeq lists its product as uncharacterized. Lineage: Eukaryota; Fungi; Ascomycota; Sordariomycetes; Sordariales; Chaetomiaceae. The transcript has 3 exons. The coding region runs from base 1 to 249 and encodes 82 amino acids. The record is from RefSeq and is a predicted model, not a curated record.
AUGCACAAAAAGCCGUGGGACUUUACGACGCUGCCUGCUUUACCUUACCGUCUGCAAGCUGUCCGCUCCGAGUUCGAUGAUUGCAAUGACCUGAUCCAUCUAUCCCACUCAAGAGACGUGCGUGGAAUGGCAGCCGACCACGACCUAAACCGCCGACCCUCUGUUACCGCGCGGGUUGCUGCUUUGCAGGGCGGUGACAAUGCCCCAAACCGACGAUACUUCCCGCUUCAGCUCCAUGACGGGCUCUAG